CUAAUGAUAUAUUUGAUCGACCGGAAUCCGUUGGCUUCAGGUUGUUCCUUCUGACAGUUGAAGACCAGAACCAGACAGUACAGCAGCACCGAAGACCGAUGUUAUUGUGAAAAAUAUAGUUGUGUCGUUGUUGAUACUAAUUAAGUUUAUGGAUUGUUUGAACAUACGAUAUGGCCAAUCUGUACAGUUUUACUUUAGUGCUCGCUCUGUGGAUUUAUUUUGUAGAAAGUGGAAGUGUCCAAUUAGAUGAUAAUAAUCAGUUAAAGAAAGUAUUUGGACCAAAAUUCGGAAAUUACGGAAAUCAUCCACCUCCGAGACAUGAUACGCCUGCAUCUUCAUGUAGUUGCACUUGUGGAGAAAGAAACGAAAACAGCAGGAUAGUUGGCGGAAAACCCACCCAAGAAAAUGAAUUCCCUUGGAUGGCUCGCCUCUCUUAUUUUAACCGAUUCUACUGUGGCGGAAUGUUAAUCAACGACCGUUACGUAUUGACUGCUGCUCAUUGUGUUAAAGGGUUCAUGUGGUUCAUGAUCAAGGUCACAUUCGGAGAACAUGACCGCUGCAACGACCAGAAGCGACCGGAAUCGCGUUUCGUGCUGAGGGCCAUUGCGGGCGCCUUCAGCUUCCUCAACUUCGACAACGACAUCGCGCUGCUCAGACUCAACGACCGCGUACCCAUCACGCAAACAAUUAAACCCAUCUGUCUCCCCAAGAACAAAGAUGAAUUGUACAUUGGUCGAAUAGCAAUUGCGUCCGGUUGGGGGACGCUUAAGGAAGAUGGAAAACCAUCGUGUAUUUUACAGGAGGUGGAUGUUCCAGUAAUCAGUAACGAAGAAUGUAGAAACACCAACUAUUCGGCGAAGAUGAUUUCGGAUAACAUGAUGUGUGCUGGAUACCCACAAAUUGGAAAGAAAGACUCUUGUCAAGGAGACAGUGGUGGCCCAUUGAUUACAGAGAAAAAGGAUCAACGUUAUGAAUUAAUAGGAGUUGUCUCUUGGGGUAAUGGUUGUGCAAGACCAGGAUAUCCAGGCGUGUACACAAGAGUGACUAGAUAUCUUGAUUGGAUAUUGGAGAAUUCCAAGGAUGGAUGCUUCUGCGAAGACUGAUUUUUAUUUAAUACUUUAAAAUAGGAGUGAUGUGAUAUAAGUAGUGAAUUUGUAUCAUUUAAUUUGACGAAGUAAUAAUGCCUUCCAAAUUCUAACUUAAAAUUAUUUAUGUUAUUUAAGAUUAGAUUCGCAAUACUAGGUAGAAUAACAAGCCAGUUGCUAUAAAUUCAAUAUAAGUUAACAAAUA
Molecule: messenger RNA, 1290 nt
Organism: Aethina tumida (small hive beetle)
Lineage: Eukaryota; Metazoa; Arthropoda; Insecta; Coleoptera; Nitidulidae
Product: trypsin-1-like
Exons: 7
Coding region: 171-1103 (310 amino acids)
Biological process (GO): proteolysis
Molecular function (GO): serine-type endopeptidase activity
Source: RefSeq, a predicted model, not a curated record